AUGGCUUUCAGUGAUGGUUCUCUUUUUUACCUCUGGCUGUUUAUUAUUUUGCCUGCAACAGCUAAAGAGAAGGUAAUUGAAGUUUUAAGCUAACUAAACUAUUUAUUUUAAAUAAAAUUUAUAAUAAAUUUUAUCUCACAGCCUAUGGUCUUCCAUAAGGGCAACAUAGAGUUUAUCCUAGAUUCCCUGGAAACAAAUUGCGAUCACGAUUAUGUGGAGUAUUUUCAUAAGGUGCCCAACUCAAAGUUGUUAUACACUUUUCGAGUGGUUAAAUUAGCACCUGCUUUCACCAUUGAUAUCAUAGUUAAAGUGCUGAAAACACAGAGAAUAUUUUAUAAGAUGGAAAACAUUCAGGGCUGCGACUUCCUUAACAAUCCUCUACUUUUCAAGGCCUUUGACAAAAUCUACCAGCAGCUGGUGGUCAAUGGCAGCUACUUCAAGUGUCCCAUCAAGCCGAAAGUGUAUUACCUUAAAAACGAGGGCACAGUGUCAUUGUUUCCCGGCAUUCAUCCACCUGGACGCUUUCAGCUAACGACAAGGAUUAAAAUGGCAGAAAGUCGACAGCCAUUUGUGAUGGAAAUGUUGUGGAAAUAUAGAAUUGUUCGUAUUAAAUAA
Messenger RNA from Drosophila eugracilis, 615 nucleotides. RefSeq lists its product as uncharacterized. NCBI's taxonomy places the organism in Eukaryota, Metazoa, Arthropoda, Insecta, Diptera, Drosophilidae. The transcript has a single exon. The record is from RefSeq and is a predicted model, not a curated record.